AUGUCUUCUAUACCAUUAGAAGGUAAUGAUUUAAACUUUCCGGAAAUUCAACAACAGCAACAAGAACUUUAUACACGAAAAAGUGUUUCAGUUCAAACAAAACCUUCUUUUGCUGAAUUAUUAUCAAAAAGAAAUAUGAAGAGAGAACAAGUAAAAUGUGCUUGUGUUAACUGUAAGAAGUCAUGCAAGAAAUGUGAUGAUGAAAGGCCCUGUCAACGCUGUAUUAGGCUUAAUAUCGCCGAAACAUGCAGAGAUUCCAUUAGAAAAGAGAGAAAAUUAGGCAAAAAAGUGUUGAUCGGCGAAGCUGGAAUGAAAAGAUCGAGAUUGAUUCGUGAAAUAUAUCAUUCUUCAUCGUAUGUAAAUGUCAGUAGAAAAAAUAAUAAAAAAUCAGUCAUUAAGAAUCAUGUACCACCAGAAGAAAUUAAUUUGAAUGCUCAAGAAAGUCAACCGCAACAGCAAGAACUUUCUAACCAGGAAAAAAAUGAAGUUCAAUCACAACCUUCCCUUAUUUGGCCAACCACAGAAAGAACUACAAAGAGAGAACAAGUAAAGUGUGCUUGUGUUAACUGUCAAAAGUCGCGCAAAAAAUGUGACGAUAAAAGGCCUUGUCAACGUUGUAUUGAUCUUAAUAUCACUGAAACAUGCAAAGACUCUGCUCGAAAAGCGAGAAGAGCAACCAAAAGAGGUCCAUAUAAGCAUCGUGUACAACAAAAUUAA
This is a messenger RNA of Rhizophagus irregularis DAOM 181602=DAOM 197198, 717 nucleotides long. RefSeq lists its product as uncharacterized. The record is from RefSeq and is a predicted model, not a curated record. Gene Ontology annotation, biological process: regulation of DNA-templated transcription. Gene Ontology annotation, molecular function: DNA-binding transcription factor activity, RNA polymerase II-specific; zinc ion binding. NCBI's taxonomy places the organism in Eukaryota, Fungi, Glomeromycota, Glomeromycetes, Glomerales, Glomeraceae.